GAAAAGAUCACGGGAAGACCACAAAAAUAUCACUUACUCCUUUCCAAAUUCCAAUGCUAAAAUCACGGGAAUUUUUUUUACCAGUCAUCGUUCCCCUUCCUCUUCUGUUCUUCCUUCCAAAUUUCAAUCAUCAAUUUGGAAAAUGGAAUCAAUUAAUUUUCAACAGCUAAGUCAUAAUUCAUAAAUCGAAUCAUCAAUUGAUUCACUUUCUUCUCCAAUUCCCUAGUUUCAAUUUUCAAGCUCUCUAAUUAAAACAACAAUGGCAACUGAUUUUUUUAUCAAGAUAUAUAGGGGAAAUUAUACAUCAAUCAUCAAUCCUUCUCCCCUCUUUUAUUUUUGGUAGUGGUUUUUUCGACCUCAAUUUAUCUGCCUUUUUCUCUAUUUUCGCGGCGGCGCGACGGCCGGCGACGCAGAGGUGGGGUGCGAGAAGGAGUGAUGCAUCAAGGGUAGACGGCAGCCGCCAGCCACGACACUGCGGGUUGCGGAAGAUUCAAUCAAUAAUCUAAAAUCUAGGCUUGUUUCUUGUUUCCGCUUUUCCAGAAUGCAGAUUCAGCAAUCAGAUUGAGAAUCGUUGCCCAAUUGGAUUUUGGAGAUUCAAGGAGGUGCUAUUGUUCUUUGAAUCUUUGAUUUAUUACUUGGUGUUUUAUUUAAUUUAUUGAAUAUGUUAUCUGGAAAGAUAUGUUGGAAAACAUUGAUGUGACGUGAUCGUAAACGAUUUUGCAUCCCAAAAUGCUCGAAGAAAUCAAUUUUUAUGUUUUGAUAAGUAGUGAAUGAGCGAGAAAAUAUGUAAUUGUCAUUUUUGGGAGUAAUCAUUCGCAAAACUAAGUUUAUUUAUUAUGUACUACUAUGUUGAUUGGAAAAAAAAUUAGUCUUUUUUAUUAGGGGGCCCUUUUUUUCAAUUUCGCCUAGGGCCCUCAAAUUCUCAGGACCGGCCCUGGUUUUAACCUAGAGCUAAUGAGUCAAUUAAUUAGCAUAAUUAGGUGAUUAAUUUAAUUAUGAUAAUCAAUUAUAUUUUCAGAUUUAUAAAAAGGUUUAAAGUGUUUAUUUUUAUUGAUAUUAAGGAUGGAAAAAGUAUGUUUUCAUACUAGGGAUUAGUUUUGCAAAUUGAGACGAUUAUAUUAUUAAAGAACGAUUGAAUUCUAAUUAUUAACAAGGUUUUAUAUUUUAUAAAGUUGCUGGAAAUUUAAUGAACAUGGAAAUAAUUAAAGUUUCAUUAUUUUGAUGAUAGGAAGUGAUUUCCAAGUAAGUGAUCGUUUUGCAAAGUGGCCCCUACGCUUAGGUAUCCAAGAUUAAUUUAGCAGGAUUUAAGAUGCCACCUUCUAAGUUCUCAAGUCUAGGAUAUCUAGAGAAACUGGAUAACGAGACUCCUCAUAUGUAUGUUCAGAAGAUUGUGUUUGCUUGCUACUACUUUGCUUCAACCAAGGAUAUGCCACAUCUUAGGCAAAAGGAUAUGAUGGCUAGUAUGGUUAUUCAUUGCUUGCCCCAUAAUAACCCUUACAUAGACCUUAAGAACAAGUUCAGUGACAUGCACUAUAAUGAUGGUACCCAUAAUUGGUACAAGUAUGGGGCUGGAGAUGGUAGGUGGAAGUAUGAUACUGAAGUUCUCACUACUAUCUUAGAGGUUGCGGGGAAUAGCUAUGAGGAUGGAAAAUACUCUACGGGUUUAGGUAUGGGCUAUGGAGUAGAAGAAAGUGAUGGUGAAGAUGGCAUGAUUCAUGAUGAGCAAGCUAAUGAUGUUGAGGAGGAUGAUGAUGAUGUAGUUGAGAUUGAAAAUCCUAAUCCUGUAGUUCCUGAACCAACAAUUGAGAUAUCUAGUGGAUCUGAGGAUGAGCUUGAAGAGUACAAUGUGGUUGAUAGUGAGCCACAACAGGAUGAUGAGGCUAUGGAUGAAGAUUUUGAUGUGGAAGAAGAGUUGGAUGAUCCUAAUGAUCAAGACUUUACUCCAGAGCAAUACAAAGAAAGGAAUGAUCGUCGUGAUGACAUUAGUCCUUAGAGAAAUGUAAUCCUUAGUUAUUUAUUUCGUUGAAUAAUAAAGUGGCAAAGCUACUAUUUAUGGUUAUUAGUUCAACUAUGGUUGGAGAAGUAAAAGUAAUGUUAUUGAUGGAUGUAAGACUUUAUCAUUGAAGUAUUAAUAAAAACAUCGAAUUUUCUUUUUGUUA
This is a messenger RNA of Spinacia oleracea (spinach), 2159 nucleotides long. RefSeq lists its product as uncharacterized. The coding region runs from base 1310 to 1993 and encodes 227 amino acids. NCBI's taxonomy places the organism in Eukaryota, Viridiplantae, Streptophyta, Magnoliopsida, Caryophyllales, Amaranthaceae. The record is from RefSeq and is a predicted model, not a curated record. The transcript has 4 exons.